AUGGCACCGGCUCUAGACGACGCAGAAACCAUCUCUCUGCUGGACUCGAUACAGGUGGAAGCCUUUAGCAGCGACGCGGGGCGAUACGCGGCCAAAGAGGCCGCCCGAAGACUACUCGCCAGGCUAGAGACUCCCUUUGAGAGAGCUUGGGAGCUCGGGUUCGAGACACCAGUGUUGUUAUCUGGGCUGCAGGUAUGCCAGGACCUGGGAAUCUGGGCCAAGUGGCUUGAGGAAGAAACGGCCCACCCGGGCGGCCCAAAGACGCUCGAAAAUCUGCUGGCUAUGGCGACGAGACCGGUAGAGCCAAAUCUUCUUCGCCGGUUUGUCAGACACAUUGCCGCUGUUCACAUCUUGGAAGAGGUUGGUCCCGAUACCUGGAAGUCGACGCCAUUCUCUCGGGCAAUGGGUGACCCAGUGUCCUAUCUAGAUCAGACAGUUCAAUGCGGCAUGGAUCAUACAGUUCCUUGCGGGAUGAACCUGGCCAAGUUUCUGCCCAAAUAUGAUUACAAAGAGCCUCUUGACAUUGCCGAAUUUGACAACUACAGAGAUAUGUCUGGUGACGACUUUUUCACCUACUGCCAAAAGCACACCGGGGCCGGUGGCAGCUUCAUUGGUCUAAUGGCGGCGCUCCGGAACCACAAGAUGGACUGGACACAAGUCUACGACACGACGAGGCUCACCGAGGGCGCCAAUCUGCAAGACGACAGCAACAAGGGCAACCCCGCCCCGCUGCUCGUUGAUGUUGGCGGUGCCCACGGUCUCGACUCGGCCCGGUUCCUCGCCAAGCACCCAGAGCUGCCGGCGGGCGCCGUGGUCCUCCAGGACCUGCCGGACGUGAUUGAAAAGCACAUCCGGCAAGAACUCGACGAGCGCAUCACGCGCAUGCCGUAUGACUUUUUCACGCCGCAGCCGGUCCGGGGCGCGAGGGCCUACUUCUUCCACGCCGUGCCUCACGACUGGCCCGACGCCGACUGCGUGCGCAUCUUUGAAAACGUCAAGGCGGCCAUGACCAAGGGCUACUCCAAGCUCAUUAUCUAUGAGAUUGUGCUGCCGGCGCAGGGUGCGAGCAGCAUGAUGACGACCAUGGAUCUGCAGCUCAUGGCUUGUACUUCUGGUCUGGAGAGGACCGAGGAGCACUGGAGGAAGCUGCUGGGAGGUAUGGGUUUCCAAGUGGUGUCCAUUUCUAGACACCCGAGAGCCCUCGAGAGUGUUAUAGAGGCGGAGUUGGUUUAG
This is a messenger RNA of Pestalotiopsis fici W106-1, 1233 nucleotides long. RefSeq lists its product as uncharacterized. The transcript is spliced from 3 exons. Gene Ontology annotation, molecular function: O-methyltransferase activity. Bases 1 to 1233 code for a protein of 410 amino acids. The record is from RefSeq and is a predicted model, not a curated record. Lineage: Eukaryota; Fungi; Ascomycota; Sordariomycetes; Amphisphaeriales; Sporocadaceae.